GGCCCCUCGGGGGCCUCUGCCGGUGCCGAGCCGCUUGAGUGGCACUUCAGCCAAGUGUUUGGCGAGCGGAGCCCCGGGGAGGAGGUGCAGGAAGCCGACAUCAUCUCAGCCGUGGAGUUUGAUCACUCGGGUGACUACCUAGCGACCGGCGACCAGGGCGGACGGGUGGUGCUGUUCGAGCGCAUAGCGUCGGCACGCGGGGUGGGUGUGCCAGCGCGGCAUUCGCCAUUUCGAUACCUGACUGAGUUCCAGUCGCACGAGCCGGAGUUUGACUACUUGAAGUCUCUGGAGAUUGAGGAGAAGAUCAACAAAGUGCGGUGGGUGCGCGGGCGAUGCACGGGGCGCACCCACAUGCUGCUCACCACCAACGACAAGACCAUCAAGCUGUGGAAGGUGUAUGAGAAGAAGGUGGCUUCGCUGGCGGAAUUCAACCUGCAAAACGGCAGCAGCACGCUGAACGCGGGCCUGCCGCGCCCCGGCUCCGCCGGCGCCUCCGGCCUCUACUCCCCCGACAAGCUGCACGCCGCCUGCAGCGCGGCGGCCGCCAACCCGCUGGCCCUGCGCGUGCCGCGCGUGGUGGGCACCGAGACGCUGCUCAGCACGCGGUGCAAGCGGUCGUACGCCAACGCACACACCUACCACAUCAACUCGGUGGCCCUCUCCUCAGACUGCGAGACCUUCAUCUCAGCAGACGACCUGCGGGUCAACCUGCAGGACCAGGCGUUCAACAUUGUGGACAUCAAGCCGCAGAACAUGGAGGACCUGACAGAGGUCAUCACCUGCGCCGACUUCCACCCGCAGCAGUGCAACCUGUUUGCCUACAGCAGCAGCAAGGGCCUCAUACGGCUGGCCGACAUGCGCCAGGCGGCGCUGUGCGACCAGCACGCCAAGCUGUUUGAGGACUCGGAGCCCUCGCCGGGCCCCCGCUCCUUCUUCUCGGAGAUCAUCAGCUCCAUCAACGACAUCAAGUUCUCGCCCUGCGGCCGCUACAUCCUGUCCCGCGACUACAUGACCCUCAAGCUCUGGGACAUCAACAUGGAUGCGGGGCCCCUGGCCGCAUACCCCGUGCACGAGUCGCUGCGGGGCAAGGUGGGGGCGGGGCAGGACGCGGGGGGAGUGCUCCUUCAGGAGGGCGUGGGGGCCUGCAGGGGUGCAAGAGCUGGAUUGGGAGGGUGGGCGGGCCUGUGGGGGGUGGUGGGCCACGCCGGCGCCGGCGACUGCCUGCUGGAGGCCAGCCGCGACCCGACCCGCAAGCGGCUGCAGUCCUCCGCCAAGCUGCCCUCCCGCUUCGGCCUGAGCCGCGGCAGCGGGCGGGGCAGCCGCGGCGGCAGCUUCAGCGCGGGGGAGGAGGCCAUUGCCCAGGACUUCUCCACCAAGCUGCUGCACCUCAGCUGGCACCCGCGGGCCAACGUCAUCGCCACCGCCGCCUCCAACUCCCUCUACCUCUUCUAC
Molecule: messenger RNA, 1452 nt
Organism: Chlorella variabilis
Lineage: Eukaryota; Viridiplantae; Chlorophyta; Trebouxiophyceae; Chlorellales; Chlorellaceae
Exons: 9
Biological process (GO): peptidyl-serine dephosphorylation
Cellular component (GO): protein phosphatase type 2A complex; cytosol
Molecular function (GO): protein binding; protein phosphatase regulator activity
Source: RefSeq, a predicted model, not a curated record